AUGGGUGAUGUCAAGGAAGUAGAAGUGGAGGAGAAAUGGAAACUACACAACGAGCAAGAACAACCCUCCAUGCUGCAGACCCUAUACGGCUCGAUCAUAGCCUCGACGCUCAGCAGAGUUCUGCUUUACCCACUUGACACAGUGAAAGUAAAUAAACAAGUGGACACGAGCAACAGACAAGUGGGGGGUGCUGCCAGGCCAGCCAGCUAUGCAUGCACCUCCAAUCGCCUGAACAUAGGUAGAACCUGCUUUUUCCUCCCGGCCUUUAUACAAAAGUUUGGAUACAGGGGGCUCUACAGCGGUUUUGUCUUCUCCGCCAUGACGACCAUCCCGGCGACGAGCCUCUACUUCUGCUGCUUCGAGUACCUCAAGUGGAUCAAAAUAAACUGGAACGACAAACUACGGGACGAGAAAACGGGGCCAGGACAAACUACCAACUCAUUGAGUUUUGUGAAUUACUUCACCAUAGCUUUCCUGGCCGAGGCCAUGUCCUGCGUCCUGUUCGUCCCAAUUGAUGUUAUUAAGGAGAGGCUACAGGCGCAACGGUAUUUGCAACUGAAGGAGUACAAGACGUCCUAUCACCUGGUGAAGGAUUUAAUUCGCAAGGAGGGAUUCUUCAGGAUGUACAGAGGCUACAUCUCUACCUGCUUAACCUAUGGCAUGUUUGGAGGCUCAUUCUUCUUUCUGCAAAAUAUGGGAAUGGACCUCAUGAAAAGAUUAGAAAUCGAGACAUCCAAUUUUAACAGCCUCAAAUUGAAUCUAAUUUGUUCGAUGCUGUCUGGAAUUAUAACUUCCCCUCUUGAAGUAGUUAGGAUAAGGUAUUAA
Plasmodium fragile is the source of this 825-nucleotide messenger RNA. RefSeq lists its product as uncharacterized. NCBI's taxonomy places the organism in Eukaryota, Apicomplexa, Aconoidasida, Haemosporida, Plasmodiidae. The transcript is spliced from 7 exons. Gene Ontology annotation, biological process: transmembrane transport. The coding region runs from base 1 to 825 and encodes 274 amino acids. Gene Ontology annotation, molecular function: transmembrane transporter activity. The record is from RefSeq and is a predicted model, not a curated record.